Messenger RNA from Salvia hispanica, 1416 nucleotides. Its product is annotated as polygalacturonase-like. NCBI's taxonomy places the organism in Eukaryota, Viridiplantae, Streptophyta, Magnoliopsida, Lamiales, Lamiaceae. Gene Ontology annotation, molecular function: polygalacturonase activity. Gene Ontology annotation, biological process: carbohydrate metabolic process. The record is from RefSeq and is a predicted model, not a curated record.
AUCAUCCUUCAUCAUGGAACAAAUGCAUGUAAUCACACUCACAAUAUUUGGUGUCCUUCUAUUGCCGCUUUCGGCAUACGCAGACGUCUACGAUGUCAGCCAGCAUGGAGUCCAGAAUGGAGAUAUAACCGAUGCUCUGCUGAAAGCAUGGGAGCUGGCAGUGCAGGCGCCGACGGCGUCAAAGGUGUUAAUACCCAAGGGUGAAUGGACGCUGAAGCAGGCUCUUCUCGAUGGACCCAACAAGGCCCCUAUAGAGUUUCAGGUGGAAGGCACCGUGACAGCCUAUUCCGACCCUUUCGACCUCCCUGACAAUAAGGGAGAAUGGUGGAUUGGCAUGAACUACCUCCACUCCCUCACUGUCUCCGGCGGGGGGGUCUUCGAUGGCAACGGCAAAGUCGCCUGGACCAAGAACGAAUGCCACAAGAACACCCCGUGCCUGAGUAAACGACUCCCCUACAACCUCAGCUUCAACUUCAUCAACAACUCCAUCAUUACAGACAUCACCAUCAAAGACAGCAAGUACUUCCAGUCCAACUGCAUCUCUAGCAAUAACGUCACCUUCCAGCGAAUCACGAUCAGCGCCCCUGCUGAAAGCCCGAACACCGACGGCAUCCACAUCGCCCGCAGUGUCAACAUUAAGGUCCUCGACUCCGUCAUUGGGACCGGCGAUGACUGCAUCUCCUUCGGCGACGAGCUCCAAGAUGUCCUCAUCAAGAACGUCAGGUGUGGCCCUGGGCAUGGCAUCAGCAUCGGCAGCCUCGGAAAAACCAACGAGGAGAAAGACGUCACUGGGAUCACCAUAGAUAACUGCACAUUCAUUAACACUGACAAUGGGGUCAGGAUCAAGACCUGGCCUUCCACUCCCAGCACCUUAAAAGUCACUGAUAUCAAAUUCACCAAUCUUAUCAUGGAAAACGUCAGCAAUCCCGUCAUUAUAGAUCAAGAAUAUUGCCCCUGGAAUAUGUGCUCCCUCGACAAAGCAUCGCUGGUCCAGAUUAGUAAAGUGAAUAUUGAUAACAUCAAGGGUACCAGUGCCACUCAGGAUGCACUCAUAUUCUCUUGCAGCUCAAGUAAGCCAUGUCAAGAUGUGCAGAUUGGAAACAUUGAUCUCAGGUUCACCGGAGAUCCUACACUCGGCGGAGCCACCACCAAGUGCCAGAACGUCAAGUAUGUUUCCACCGGCAAACAGAAUCCACCUCUCUGUGUCAAGACCAGCGCCCCUAAACCUCUACCCAAGUAGAUUAUGCAUUUUCCCAAUUCUAUUUAGUCUGUUUAUGUCCAUAUUUAUACUCCCUGUUGAAACUGAAAAAUCAAAAUGUAAGUAGUUAGCAUUUUAUUACUAGAUAAUUGAAGUUGUUAUUCCAUUUUAUUAGUUAGUGUUUAGUAAUUUUCCUAGCCUAUAUAGCAUUUUUAUUG